Molecule: messenger RNA, 679 nt
Organism: Camelina sativa (false flax)
Lineage: Eukaryota; Viridiplantae; Streptophyta; Magnoliopsida; Brassicales; Brassicaceae
Source: RefSeq, a predicted model, not a curated record
AUGAAAUCUAAUGUAGCACAUAACUCCUCUUCAGAUUUUCCACAAGCGAAUGCCACCUGAAGCAGUAGACCUCGUCUCAAGACUCCUCCAGUAUUCGCCAAACCUUCGGUGCACUGCUUUGGAAGCUUGUGCACACCCCUUCUUUGAUGACUUACGGGACCCGAAUCUUUCACUGCCAAAUGGAAGAGCUCUGCCUCCAUUGUUUAACUUCACUGCCCAAGAACUUGCGGGUGCAUCAACAGAGCUGCGACAGCGUCUAAUUCCAGCGCAUUGCCAGGGAACGGGAAGUAGCUCUUAGGAUCAUUAAUAGUGUGUCCAAAUCCAGCUUUCUAUCUCUCCAUCUAUUUAUUGCAAGUGUGUACAUCAAUUUUGAACCACUUCUGCUUCCAAGCUUUGUGGCUGGAGGAAUGUCUGGAAAUCUGCAUGCCGUGACCCUAGGAGAUGUGAAAUAACUGGGGGGGUUCAUGGAGCUUCUUCUGACUGGCUUCUCUCUCUGUUUGCUCUCUCCUUUCUCUCUUGUUAUUUUGGCCACCUUCACUUUCAUUUUUUUGUUGUUUCACAAAUCUGACCCCCUUAUAUGUUUGGUGUAUCAUUAUUAUAUGUUUGUAAUCCAUCAAGAUCAUUUCCCUUGCCGUAAUAUCGCAAGCUUGUUUUCUAAUAAGAUUCAGUUUUAUGUUCA